Molecule: messenger RNA, 3042 nt
Organism: Maylandia zebra (zebra mbuna)
Lineage: Eukaryota; Metazoa; Chordata; Actinopteri; Cichliformes; Cichlidae
Gene: mc4r
Product: melanocortin 4 receptor
Biological process (GO): G protein-coupled receptor signaling pathway
Cellular component (GO): membrane
Molecular function (GO): melanocortin receptor activity
Source: RefSeq, a predicted model, not a curated record
UUGUGCAGCGAGCUGCUGCACUCUGCCUCUCAUGUUCCCGCUCACUGUUGAUUAGUCUCACACACGUUUGCUUUUGUAGCUGCUUUCUGCUUCACUUAUCUGCCUUACAUCUUCUUACUUUAACUUCUCACUACACUGUUUCCCUCCAGAGUGGAGAGAUGAGAGGAGAGCUGUGGGACUGUGUUUUGUUGAGAACAAUAACUGCAGCAAAUCUUUGAAGAAAAUUGUCUCUUGGAACGCCAGAAGGGUGGAAAAGGGAAGAAGGAGCACUGGCUAAGAGUUUUUUUUACUCUUUUUUUUCUUCUUUUCGGGGGCGCAGACGUUGUCCUCCAGAUAAUGAGGAUGAUCCAAAGCCACACACACUGAGACUUUAAAACGGACAACAUAGCUGGACACUUAACAACGGAGAAAUAACCCAAGGAGAAGGGAAUUUAAAAGAAGCCAUUAUGAAUGCCACAGAAUACCAUGGACUGAUCCAAGGCUACCACAACAGAAGCCAAACCUCAGGCAAUUUGCCAUUUAACAAAGACUUAUCAGGAGAGGAAAAAGACUCAUCUUCUGGAUGUUAUGAGCAGCUGCUUAUUUCCACUGAGGUUUUCCUGACUCUGGGCAUCAUCAGUUUGCUGGAGAACAUCCUGGUUGUUGCUGCUAUAAUCAAAAACAAGAACCUUCAUUCACCUAUGUACUUUUUCAUCUGUAGCCUUGCAGUUGCUGACAUGCUCGUCAGUGUCUCUAAUGCCUCAGAGACUAUUGUUAUAGCACUCAUCAAUGGCGGCAGCCUGACCAUUCCUGUCACACUGAUUAAAAGCAUGGACAAUGUGUUUGACUCUAUGAUCUGUAGCUCUCUGUUGGCAUCCAUCUGCAGUUUGCUAGCAAUCGCCAUCGACCGCUAUAUCACCAUCUUCUAUGCCCUGCGAUACCACAACAUUGUCACCCUGCGUCGUGCAAUGCUGGUCAUCAGCAGCAUCUGGACGUGCUGCACCAUUUCCGGCAUCUUAUUCAUCAUCUAUUCGGAAAGCACCACUGUACUCAUCUGCCUCAUCACCAUGUUCUUCACCAUGCUGGUGCUCAUGGCAUCACUCUAUGUCCACAUGUUCCUGUUGGCUCGCCUGCACAUGAAGCGGAUCGCAGCCCUACCGGGCAACGCUCCCAUCCAGCAGCGUGCCAACAUGAAGGGGGCCAUCACCCUCACCAUUCUCCUUGGGGUAUUUGUGGUAUGCUGGGCGCCUUUUUUCCUCCACCUCAUCCUUAUGAUCAGCUGCCCCAGGAACCCCUACUGCACCUGCUUCAUGUCCCAUUUCAACAUGUACCUCAUCCUCAUCAUGUGCAACUCUGUCAUUGACCCCAUCAUCUAUGCUUUUCGCAGCCAAGAGAUGAGAAAAACCUUCAAAGAGAUUUUCUGCUGCUCGCAUGCUCUGCUGUAUGUGUGAGCUGCCUGUAAAGGGUCCGCUGUGAACCCACAGCCUGCAAUUUAAAUCGAAACCUGGCCAACAUGGACUCUGAGAGUAUGAUAUCUCACAUGUUGCUGGUAAAUGAUUUAUUUGGGCACCCAUCUUUGGUUUCAGGUUGCUGAAGAGGUAGGUUUACAAACAUCUUGUAAUAUAGCACAUUUCUCUUCAGACAAGUGCUAAUUUGUUUUGUAGUGAAUGCCAUUCAUAAGUGCAAUUUCAAGUUUGAAGUGACCAGCAAUUGGAGAUUGCUUCUCUUUCUCACUCGGAAAAUAUUUUCUAUUUACCUUUUGCGGUCAAGAGAGCUAACAUAUUGCUUGUUGUUAUUAACUUUGUAUGUGCAGGAUUAUGACACUGAAGUAUUGUGGCAGCAUAGAACAUAAAUGCCACAGUAAAUUAAUUAUAUAUGGCACAUCUAACAGAGUAUAUACAGACUACCUCCAGGUUUGGGAGUGCCAUUCUCCUCAAAACAUAUACAGUGCAUAUUGAAAGCAUAUAUAUAUAUAUAUAUAUAUAUAUAUAUAUAUGCAUAAAAGUCCUCAACCCUCAGUACAUUUCUUUCUCAUGCACUCCAUGGAACUGUGUCUACAUCUGGACUGUUUUACGAGUUUUUCUCCAAGUUAUAAACUACAAAUUUGCUAAAGUGGCAAAGCAAUCAAUGCUGAAAUAGAAAACAGGCUAAAACAGCUUGUUUCAAAAAAGCUAUUUUGAAGAAAUGAGGUGUUGCACAAGAAUUUCUGAGCCAUUCAUAGAGGAUAAGAGCACUCAAACAAGAUUGUUCUGGAAAUGAGAAGAAUACCAGCAACAAAUACCACACCUCCGUGCUUUGUUCACCUGCUGAUUCUCAUGUCAAGAACCUUUUUCUAAUGCUUGCGCACAAGAAUUUGUCGAUGAUCAUCUAAAAUUUUGGAUGGCACAGCUGUAAAAUAUAUAUAAAAAGGUCAGUGUAUUUCUCAGGCAUAAUAGCAUUUCUUGUUAUGAUUGCGUUCCUGUAUUUGAUGCAGGGCAACAACCACAAAUGAGUAGAAAGCUGCUUUAACUUGUUGUUAUUAAUGAUUUCCUCUGAGCAAAAAGCCGAAAAAAGAGCCUCAAUGUGGAAACGAUGAAAGUCCACUUAUAAAAUGUGCUGAUUUUAAAUCAAAGCUCCUUGACUUUGUGGCUUGUGUAGAUAUUUCUGUGAAUUUGCACAUGUGGGUUGUUCUCUCACUUUCAGCAUGUACAUGUGACUAUAAAAAACUAUUUUCAUCAUGUUUAUGUAAUGAAACAGACUAAACUGAAUGUAUUUUUAUGUAUGUGUUGUGUAACUUGUUGCUGCCUUAAAUAUGUUGCACUGUGACAAAAAAGAACAACUGUAUCCUCUGUGACAGUAUUUCACAAACAGAUUUACUAUGUAAGUGAAUGCUAUUUUAAAUAUUGCCUUAUGUAUUUGUGUCUUUUUAAACUUGAAGCUGAUUUAUAUGCACAUGAAAAAAAAAAGUAAAAGCAGCCUUGUAUUUUUCUGGCCAAAGCUUCGCCUGGAAUUUGAUUCAUGCGUGCCAAUGAAGGUGUUUGCUUGACCACUGUGUGAAUCACUGCUGCAGAGGAGCUUCAAUAA